UCCCCUCACUUUUUUUCCAGAACCACCACCAACUCCCUCCCCAAGCCACAGCCACAACCAAAACCCCAAACCCCACCCCACCCCAGCGCGCCGGCGCCACCGCGGCCGCCACCGCCGGCCGCGAUGAGGAGGGGCAAGGCGAAGAAGGAGAAGGAGAAGGCACCCCUCGGUGUCACCCUGGACAAGGUCGCCACACUCUCACCCCACCGCUGCAGGUGGCCUGGCUGGUGCUGGGACGACGCCGACCUGGAAGACGGCGACGUCGCCCUGGUCCGCAUCGACCCCUGGACAGGCCGCAGCCUCGCCGCCGUCGAGACCACCUUCUCCCAGCGCGACUACGUCACCGCCGCGUGGCUGAGCGAGAUCGCCUCCCUCCUCCGCGGCCACCGCCUCCGCGCGCCCCUCGUCGUCGGCCUCGUCGCGCUCCGCGGCCGCCCGCCCAGCGAGUCGUACUGGAACCGCAAAGGCCACCCGCAGCACCGCGGCAACCCCAUCCGCUGCAUCGCGCUCUGCGUAGGCGGGUCCCACGCGCUCCUCUACCAGCCCGAGUGCCGCUACCUCAACCACACCGGCGGCCUGCUCCCCUUCAGGGACGACAACAGGAUGAAGCGCCUCCGCGAGUUCCUGGGCGACAAGCGCGUCGUCGUGGCCUGCGUCGGCGCGGCGAAGGUGGCGAAGAAGCUGGCGGAGGAGUGGGGGCUGCACGUGGCGCGGCCAAGGGAGCUGACGGAUCUGUUCGCGCACGCCUACGGGAAGGGGGCCGGCGUGGAGCCCGAGGUGCUGCCGGGGAAGCCGACGAAGCCGCCUGAGUGGAGCUACUCCUGGAUGAGCGUCGAGGGGGCCAAGAGGGCGCGGGCGCAUGCCGAGGUGGAGCAGCAGCUGUACGAGGAGAAGAGCAAGCCGGGGAGGUGGAUCCCCAAGGUGAUCGAGGUGCUCAGCAUGGAGUACAUGGCGCGGGAGGCGCUGGGCAAGGACAUGCGGCUCGCGCCGUGGCCCGCGAAGCUGGCCGACUUGGACUGGGGCCGCCUCGACCAGCUGGAGAACGAGCACUGUAUGUACGCCACGCGCGACGCCUACCUCUGCUUCGACAUCGCCGCCCACUGCCUCCCGAAGAUCGGCGAGCCCGUUGCCUGAGAUCGUACGUUCCAAGCCGCAACCUGCAAUUGCAUGCCGUCCCUCUCGCGAUCGACAUGCCGGUAACUCGAUGAUCUACAUACAUCUCGCCUAGCUACUCGUUGGCACGAUCUGAACUUGCCGACAACUGUUUGGUUUCAAUGCUUGGGUUGAAUCCGUGUGCCGGUUCAUGCUAUACACUCAGUUGCUCUUGUAGUAUUCCAUUAGACAAUUACUAGUACUGUUUCUUCUUCUUCUUAUGGCCGGUAUGGUACAUUGGUAUACCUGUCAUGGAAUGCUGUUGGUGAUACUUGAUUGAAAUGGAUGCAGUUUGAUCUGAUAUAUAUGUGGCUAGUCUUCGCUUUGAUA
Messenger RNA from Lolium perenne, 1482 nucleotides. RefSeq lists its product as uncharacterized. Lineage: Eukaryota; Viridiplantae; Streptophyta; Magnoliopsida; Poales; Poaceae. Gene Ontology annotation, molecular function: nucleic acid binding; 3'-5' exonuclease activity. The record is from RefSeq and is a predicted model, not a curated record. Gene Ontology annotation, cellular component: nucleus; cytoplasm.